Messenger RNA from Strigops habroptila (Kakapo), 1104 nucleotides. It is a transcript of the gene MNX1, whose product is annotated as motor neuron and pancreas homeobox 1. The coding region runs from base 1 to 1104 and encodes 367 amino acids. Gene Ontology annotation, biological process: central nervous system development; regulation of DNA-templated transcription; spinal cord motor neuron cell fate specification. Gene Ontology annotation, molecular function: DNA-binding transcription factor activity, RNA polymerase II-specific; sequence-specific double-stranded DNA binding. Gene Ontology annotation, cellular component: nucleus. The record is from RefSeq and is a predicted model, not a curated record. The transcript has 3 exons. NCBI's taxonomy places the organism in Eukaryota, Metazoa, Chordata, Aves, Psittaciformes, Psittacidae.
AUGGAAAAAUCCAAAAAUUUCCGCAUCGACGCGCUGCUGGCUGUCGACCCCCCCAAGGCGGCGGCGGCGGGGCAGAGCGCGCCGCUGGCCCUCGUCACCUCGCUGGGCGGCAGCGGCAGUAGCAGCAGCGGGAGCGGCAGCCCCCCGUCCUCCUCUUCUUCCUCUUCGUCCUCCUCCUCUUCUUCAUCCUCCUCCGAGCACCCCGCCGGUGCCUCCGCUGACUGCCUGCACUCCGACAGCCCCUCUCCGCCGCGCCUCUUGGCCGCACACUGCGCCCUGGUCCCCAAACCCGGCUUCCUGCCUGGUACCGGCGCCCACCCGCACCACCACGCCUCGGCGGCCGGCAUGGCCCUGGGACUGCACCCCGCGGCGCCCGGCGGGCCGGGCAUGCCGGCGCAGGCGGCCCUCUACGGGCACCCCGUGUACGGGUACUCGGCGCUGGGCGGGCAGCACCCGGCCCUCUCCUACCCCUACUCGCAAGUGCAGGGAGCGCACCCGGCCCACCCCGCCGCCGACCCCAUCAAGCUCAGCGCCGGCACUUUCCAGCUGGACCAGUGGUUACGGGCCUCCACCGCCGGCAUGAUCCUCCCCAAAAUGCCCGACUUCAGCUCCCAGGCACAGUCCAAUCUGCUGGGGAAGUGUCGCCGGCCCCGCACGGCCUUCACCAGCCAGCAGCUGCUGGAGCUGGAGCACCAGUUCAAGCUCAACAAGUAUCUCUCCCGGCCCAAGCGCUUCGAGGUGGCCACGUCGCUGAUGCUCACCGAGACGCAAGUGAAGAUCUGGUUCCAGAACCGUCGCAUGAAGUGGAAGCGCAGCAAGAAGGCGAAGGAGCAAGCGGCACAGGAGGCCGAGAAGCAGAAGGGGGGCGGCGGGGAGGACAAGGGGGAUGAGGAUCUGCUGCUGUCUGCCCCGGAGAAGAGCGGCGGGAGGAGGAUGCGGGAGCUGCCCGACAGCGAGCCCGAGGACGAGGAAGAAGAAGAGGAGGAAGAGGAGCCGCCGGCGGCUGGACGAUGCUGCCCGUACCACUCCUCCGACUGCUCCGAGGCAGACGAGGAGGACACGCAGCCCCGGGGCCGGUCCGGAGCCCCGGCGCAGCCCCAGUGA